Molecule: messenger RNA, 8008 nt
Organism: Coturnix japonica (Japanese quail)
Lineage: Eukaryota; Metazoa; Chordata; Aves; Galliformes; Phasianidae
Source: RefSeq, a predicted model, not a curated record
AGAGCCCCGCACGCACCGCGGGGCACGGCCGAGGGCUGCGGCGGCGGCGGAGGAGGAGGAGGAGGAGGAGGAGGAGGCGGCGGGAGCGCGGCCCGCAGCCGGGGAUGGGAUAUACAAAAACACAAAGGAAAAGCGGCCGGACUGCUCGGGCUGCAAGUUUUGCUUUUCUUGAAACUGCACUCGAAACUGUUCGCUGUCUGGGAGUCUACGGGAAAGUACAUGAGAGGAGUUCUUUGCCUGGGGUUGUAGCUCGCUGCGUUAUUGCUUAGGGGAGAAAUAAGCACCGAAAGCGCUUCGGCUUUACCCAGCGGCCGCGAGAAGCGAUCGCACAGCGGCGGGCAGCGCUCCGGGACCCCGUGGAACCCCGCAGCGACGGACGGACGGGCGCAGCCCGAAGGGGAGCGGCAGAGACGGAGCAACAAAGACGGGACCGAGACCAGCCCGGACCGACGGACCGCUUCACUGCUCAGAACCCGGCGGAGCGCCGAACCACACCUCGAGGGGGGGGGCCGGGACAGUGCUCGGCGGUUCCUUUCCUCGCAUCAAUUUCCACUUCAAGAAAUAACCCCCCGCCCGCGCCCGAAAUAAAAUAAAAUCAGUAAACCUGCCCGGUCGCACUCCUUCCCCAGGGAGCCUCCCCCCGCCCGGCGCUUCGUUUUGGAGGCAGCGGCUCCUUUGAUUUUGAUUUUUCUUCCUCUAUCGGACAACCCCCCCCCCGCUCCCCCGCUCCCCCGGCCAUCCGCCCCUCGGCUGGGGCUGCCCAGCCCCGAUGGUGGCACGGCCGUAGCGGGUCCCCCUUCUCCUUCCCUCCAGCCCCGAGCUCCGCCGGGGGCCGGGCGGGGUGCUCAGGGGGCGCGGGGCUGUCCGCCCUCCCCCGGACUCGGGCCGCGACCGCUGCCCCCGCCUCUUAUACCCCCCCAUCCGCCUCCAUGUGGCAGUGAGUGCGGAGCGGACCCAUCCGCAGGGCCGAGCGAUGGGCGACACGGCUCCCCCCCAGGCCGCGGGGUUGGCGGCCGGGCUGCUGGGGGGGGGCCCGGCGGCUCCCCGCGUGCACAGCGCCAUCGUGGAGCGGCUGCGGGCCCGCAUCGCCGUCUGCCGCCAGCACCACCUCAGCUGCGAGGGACGAUACGAACGGGGCCGCGCCGAGAGCUCCGACCGCGAACGGGAGAGCACCUUACAGCUCCUCCACCUCGUGCAGCAAGGGCAGGGAGCCCGCAAGGCCGCCAAGCACCCCAAGGCGGCCGCAGGAGCGGCGGGAGGAGGAGGAGGAGGAGGCGGUACGGCCGCACCGACCGCCGCCGCGCCCCCGGACUAUCACCAGCACCUCCUCAGCAACGGCGGCAUCAACGGGGAGCAGCCGGCGGGGGAGCAGCGCGCCUCGGCCCUGCUGGCGCUCCAAGGAUCCUUGAAGAGAAAGCUGGUUGUAAAUCUGUCACCUGUCAACAACAAGAGGCCGAAUGGUGUUUCAGACAGCUCUUUCCUUGACAUUAAGAGGAUAAGAGUAGGUGAUAAUAUCUCAAUGGGACAAGGUGGGCAUCAUGUUAACAACUGCCAAAGCCAGUCAAUGUCUGGAACUAUGUCUGUGGGGCAAGGAUCACAAAGAAAGACCAGCAACCUAGCAAACAACACGCAUGCCAGUGGGAAUGGCAUUUUUAAUAUGACCUUGAAAGAAGUAAAGAAAGAACCAGGAGAAACAAUGUCUUGCAGCAAACACUUAGAUGGCCAGAUGUCCCAUGAGAACAUGUUCCCUAACAGAUAUGGGGAAGAUUCAGGGGAACAAAUGAUGGAUCCGGAGCUCCAGGAACUAUUUAAUGAACUGACUAAUAUAUCAGUACCACCAAUGAGUGAUCUUGAGCUAGAGAAUAUGAUAAAUGCCACAAUAAAACAAGACGAGCCGUUCAACAUUGACCUUGGGCAGCAAAGCCAGAGGGGCCCUGUGAGACCUCUGCAGAUGGAUAAGAUGGUAAUUAAGAGUGAGUAUGCACCAGGCAUGAACCAGGCUCCUGUGGGAUCCCCACAGAUGAGACCUUCUUCUACAGGUCCAGCCUUCACUAUGGCCACUGCUGCCAUGUCCACCUCUUCACCCAUCCCUUCGGUGCCUCAGAAUCAAACACAGGUAGCACAGGUUUCCUCUGCAUCCAGUCGGCCGUUGCCUAACUGGCAGGAGGUUUCUCAUGCACAGCAGCUCAAGCAGAUCGCAGCCAACCGUCAGCAGCAUGCCUUGAUCCAGCAGCAGCAGCAGCAGCAGAACCAGACAGCCAACUGGUCCACCUUGUCUCCAUCAGGUCCUUCACCCGGACCCUUUGUGCAAGAAAAAAUCCCCAGUCCAUCUUUUCGUCAGCAGCAGUUCAGCCCACAGAGCUCAGCAAUGCUUGGGGUGCCUGUGAAUGGAAACCAGUCAAAAGGGAUGAAUAACUAUGUUUAUAAGCCAACUACUCCCCAGAGUAAUCCCAUGGACAUAAUCAUGCAACAGAAGACUCAGGACCUCAACAGAAAUUUUAUCAACAGUGCUCAGCCACCACUAGAGCAGCAUCAUGGUAAUACAAAGCCUUUGUUUCACUUUAACUCAGAGCAAACAAACCAGCAGAUGCCUUCAGUUUUGGGUUCCCAAAGCAAGCCUGCCCUUCUGCACUACACGCAGCAGGCACAGAGUUCAGCGCCAGUGCAACAGCCGCAGCCACAGCAGCAACAGCAGCCACAGCCGCCACCUGCUCAGCCUCUCCCAAACCAGUCUCUUCAAAGGCCACCCAAUGUACCCCUAGCAAUGCAACAGAAAAUGAUGCUUCAGAAAAUUCAGCAAAGCCAGCAAAUCUCAGGUUUGCAGUAUCCAGUCUCUCAGCAGCAUAGACAGGAUCAACACUCUGUGGUAGGCCAGGGAGCUGGCCCCACUCCAAACUCCAGUUCUUGCUCAAAUCCAAACACUGGAAGUGGCUACAUGAACUCAUCCCAGCAAUCAAUGUUGAAUCAGCAACUGAUGGAAAAGAAGCAGGCUCUGCAACGGCAAAUGAUGGAGCAAAAACAACUCCUCCUACAGCAGCAGAUGUUGGCAGAAGCUGAGAAAAUCACUCCACAAGAUCAGCUGAACAGACACUUGACACGACCACCACCAGAUUAUAAAGACCAAAGGAGAAAUGUUUAAAACAUGCAUGUUUUCUCCUUUCCAGGUGGUUCACCAGCUGUGAGCAUGAGCUCCAGCAUGUCCUUAUCAAACCCAAUUUCAACACACAGCAUCAUGCCUCAGAGCUCCAGCCUCAUGUCCACCCCUGCUGGGACCCGAAUGCCUUCUGUUCCUGCUGCUCGGAGUAUGAGCUGCUAUGGGAACCUUCCUUGCAACCAACCGAGUGCUUACAGUGUGACUUCAGGAAUGAAUCAAAUGCAGCCACACAGAAACCAAAACCAAGUCCUGCCCACUCAGAAUAAUCCCAUGAUGUCUCGACAGCAAAGCAUGACGCAGAACAACAACACAGCUGCUUUUGGGACUGGGUCAGUGGUCAGCUCACAGCAAGUAAGGCCAAGUUUGAACCACGGAGCCACAGGUAUCCCAGUGCAAAGACCACCCAAUGUGAUGAUCACAGCUACGGCCACUGCUCAGAACUGGGCCCCGCAAGAAGCUGCUGUGAAGCAGCAGGACGCACUGAAACCCACAGGUGUCCGUUUCCCUACAAGCACUCCAUAUUCUAACCAGUCUUUGCAACGCAACAUGGGCAACCAGCAUUUUCCUCAGCGUGCAUUGGCACCUCCUAACCAGUUAACAGCAGGAGUCCAAAUGAGGCCUCCUCUGAACCAAAUGCACCAGACUGUAAAUGGACAAUCUGCUGGUUCGCUACGAGGUCUAAGUGUAAGGCCUAACCAGAUAAGAGGACAGACUGUGCCUACCUUGAAUCAGCCAGGAACAAGCAUGACACCUCCGUCAUCUCUGCCAUCUACCAGUUUCACAUCUACCAACCAAAACUCCCGGGCUUACCAAGGAGGUGACCAUGGUAGUGACCUCACGUUUGACUUUCUGAACCAGCAGAGUGACAGUAUAGGACCUGCGCUCAACAGUGAUUCAGACUUUAUAGAUUCUUUACUGAAAACAGAACCUGGUAAUGAUGACUGGAUGAAAGACAUCAAUCUUGAUGAGAUUUUGGGGAACCACUCGUAAGUGACAGUGCCAGGGGUGAAACAGAUGAAGCAGCAGUAAGGACGUUAGCUUUUUCUUUAGAUACCAACAAUCUCCUUUAUUAACUUACACUCCAAUAACUGGGCUGUCCUUUAAAAUACCACAUAGGGCGACCACCUUGUUUGAAGAGUUGCUCUGGGAACAGUGGUGAUGUCUCCCUGAUCAAACGAUAAUGUAAAUGGUAGUCAUGCCUGCCAGAAAGGAGUGAGAAUACGUGAAGGGUCUGUUCCCCACGCUGGUGCCCACCACAUUGCAAACUCAUUAGUUCUUCUCAUGGGUGCUGUGUGGAAAAACACUUAGCUUCCCACAUGCUGAAGCACCGGAGAGUAGUAUGGGCUGUGAAACAGCAUUUCUCUGAGUGUAAGUAGCAGCCCAAGCAGUCCAGAGAUCUUCAGUCAUUGUCUUUGCAGCCCUUAACUACCUUGGGACUACUCAGCCCUGGCAGGAUCAGGCUCUGUGUAAAUCUCAUGGCGUUAAAAAAAAAACUGUUUACUUCUACAUAGUACAGACUCACACUUGUGUUUCCAAUGGUUUUGUUUUAAACCUUCUGUGUUUUAUACCACACAAAAGGGUAAGUGGUCCCAUCCAAGGAAAGGAGACAGAUCAUGCAACAGACAUUAGCGUGUAACGGUGUGCUCUAGUUUUUGCUUUCUCUCUUCCACCAGCGCCUGCAGCCAGUAUCAGAGGAAGCCGCCUUCCUGUCAACAGCACAUUUGGAGCAUAGAGGGAGACAUGGCAUGAACUAUGCCAGAGCUUGGGAGCCUCCCUUUGCCACCUUGCCCUCCCCCAAGAACACCAGUGACUUAAUGGACAAAUUAAUUGAGAAAGGUGCUCACAGUUUGACCCUCAUGGGCUACAUUCCCAGUCCAGAUUACAGGAGGGCAAAUACAUGAUGUGGCCAUUGAAGCCACAGCAAGUAUCCCCAUUUUCAUCUUAACCCAAGGCGCGGGUCAGGUAAUUCAGCCCAGUGCCAUUCUAUCAAACAGCUUCUUCCCUGCAGGAAUUCAAGUCUCUCUGUCUGGGAGAGACUACCAUUUUGAUUGCACAGUAUCUUGGCUCCACUUUCCAAAGCUCACCUUUGGUAUAUGAGGGGAGCUUAAGAGGUCCAACAAUGGCCCAGAUCAAUACAGCUUCUUUCAGCAGAGUACAAGGGUGCUGCCUCUGGAGCCAGCAUGCAUACAUAUCUAUUACAGAAUCACAGAAUUAUCAAGGUUGGUAAAGACCUAGAAGAUCAUCUAGUCCAACCAUUACCAAUACUUCCCAGCUAAAUCAUAUUCAUCAACACAACAUCCAAACGUUUCUUGAACACCUGGGUUACCUGCAGUAUUCACUCAACCACAUCUAUGCUGGUACAUUGAACAGUUUUAAAGAAUAUUUCUGGGCACUCUACUCAAUCAAAUGUUCUGGCUUUUUGGGAUGGUUCAGCUAACAUUGCCCUGAGCAAUUUCUGUAUAUCAAUAGGAAGUUAACUUGAGUCACAGCAAGUUUGCAGCUACCUUGCACUGAAGGCUAACAGAACAGAGUAGUAAGGAUAUGGAUUCCACAUUGCUUGAAUUCACUGCUACAGAAUAGUCUAUAGGCUUGGCGAGUCAGGACAUCAGAAAGAGGUCCUAUGUCACAAUAAAGUAACUCUACUGUGAGUCUGGAAGGAGGAUUCAGAAAUGGGAGCAGAUCUUGCAAUUCAAAUGAAAAUGCUGUGCUUUAAAAUGAUGUAGCGAGACGUGUUUCACAGCCUCCUCUGAAUUAGUUAAAACUAGAUGUGGCAAAGGAAUACAAUGCCUACGUUCACAUGCCUCAGCGCCAAGAGGCACUGCUCUACCCCAUCCGCGCAAGUGCUUUAUUCAUCCUUGUUAGUGGAAGUGGGAUGAGUAGACUAUCUGACAAUAGCCUCUGCACUUAUCUGACCUAUUUCUCAAGAGAGGUUUUAAUAAGGCUUUUCCAGUUAUUUCUCACUGUCAUUUCAUGUGGGCACAAUUCUUCAUGAUGUUUCAAGAAGCACGGUCACACACACACAAGUGCCAGCACCUCCAAGAAAGGUAUAACAUGGGCAUAUGAUGAGACGUACCAGUUGAGGCAGGUGGGCCGUGAUGCUAUUAAUUCCCAGACUCUGUUCAUGAGAGAGAUGAGAAACCACACUGGAGUGUCCCUUCUGCCCCACCUAGUGAUCGCUGUGCAUUGCUGCCUUGCAUAUGGUGGUGGCUCAGCUGACCAGAAUGCUCCAUUUUAUCCCCAGUUCUCACUGGGGUGCAUGCAGUAUUGAUGUUUCCAAGUCCUUAAAAAGCUUUUCAGCUUACUGGCAUCCUACCUACUUUGGGAGUGAUACAGAUGCAGUCUAACAAAUGCAUCCCCUAUAUACUGUGCAAAACUAGAGUGAAACAGUAGCUAGGAGUUGGAAGUGUAAAGAUCAGUGCACAGGAAUGCACAUUAUCUGUGAGCAGUGACCACCCAACCUCUUGCAUGAGCGGACAAUUCUGAUGCUAAAGCUGAGGCUGGGUUAGUCUCAUCAAGAGCAAUGAGCACUAAAGUCUGCUAACUUCAGCUGCACUCGCAUGCCAUUGAGAAAGCCACCUGUACUGAGAACAGAUUGUUUUCCAGAUCCUCAACUGAUGUAAAAUAAUGCUCAGCUGAGGAGCUGGUCCCAAGACUUUAAGCUGUCACCCAGUGCUGAAUUCAAUGCUGAGCUUUGGCCUGUUGGCCCCAGCCUGCAGUGGAGGAAACACUGGGCAUCCAUGGGAUCAAAACAUCAUCCUGUCUUAAGUAAACCCAGCAAGGCAGAGGCCACUGCAGUCCUGUAAAGACACACCUGAUGCAUUUGAAAUAGGAGCUGGCGAAAGACUUCUUGCUACCAAAACUUGAAUCCAGUGUCCUUUCUUCAGAACACCCGUGUCCAAGCUGAGUUAGUGUCUUUGUUUUCCUUUCUUUGCAAUGGUUAAGUGCACUACCCUUAGAGUCUAUUUUUCAUCAUCGACCGAGCGCUCUUCACAGUAUUGGGUUGUAAAUAUAAAGAAUUAUUUGUUUUGUAAACUUUUGUAAAAAAAAAAAAAAAAGAAAGAAAAAAGGGAAAAAAAGCAAAAAAGAAAGAAAAGGAAAAACAAACAAAAAUGAAAUAAAAACAAAACCAAAAAGUAAUAAUAUUUUGGUAGGAAUAAUAAAAUCAUAUUAUUUGGGUUAUAUUUAUACAUAUGUGAAAUAAAUAUACUAUCAGAAAGUUGUAUUUUAUACGAAAAAAAGACAACGGUUACCUUUUGUAUUCUAUAUACAAAGUUUUGUAUGAUACGAUUGUUUAUUUUUAUCUGCAGACUUCGGAUUUUGGGGGAGGGCAGGAUGGGAUCGUGGUUAAAUAGCUGGGCCUGACCCCAAGCUCACUGAAACCAAUGGAGUCUUUCCAUUGCCUUUGCAGGGCUUUGAAUCAAGCCUUUAAAUCAACUUCAGGUAUAUUUGAAAUCUGAAGCUCUCUGGAAACCUCAACAUGAAAACAUUCCAGGUUUCAAUUUAUUAUUAUUUUUUUUCCCCCACAAAAAAAAAAGGCUUUUAUUCUUGUUGUUGUUGUUGUUGUUGUUGUAACUCUUGGGAGGCAGAUGGGACCCGUGUAACUGUCACGUCCUUGUUGCAUGUACGUCUGCUUUAUAUUUUCCCCAUAUUAUAAACCAGUGUUUCUCUAUACAGACUGAAAAGAAAAGUUGCUGUACAGAAAUGUUUGUGUUUAUGCAUUUUUACAUGUGGCUGUAUAUACCUCUUAGUACUAUGCAGUGACACUUAUUUGACUCCAUUUAUUUUUCACCUAAACAUGAAUAGUAUGUUUUUCAGUAGCUAUCAAAACUCUGCCAAGUAAAUCAAUCAAAAUUA